Messenger RNA from Pseudogymnoascus verrucosus, 1721 nucleotides. RefSeq names its product proteasome core particle subunit alpha 2 (gene PRE8). NCBI's taxonomy places the organism in Eukaryota, Fungi, Ascomycota, Leotiomycetes, Thelebolales, Thelebolaceae. The record is from RefSeq and is a predicted model, not a curated record. Gene Ontology annotation, cellular component: proteasome core complex; proteasome core complex, alpha-subunit complex. The transcript has 6 exons. The coding region runs from base 160 to 1002 and encodes 280 amino acids. Gene Ontology annotation, biological process: ubiquitin-dependent protein catabolic process.
UUCGUAAGGCAGAGCUGCCUGUGAAGCUAAGUUACCUCAAGCAACGAACGGUGUAUCCCAGCAAUUUCCACGAUCACCUUCCAACCACAACAACUGAAUUGAUCGCCCACUUGAAGCUUCAUCUACACAACUCUCCUCCAAGCUUCAGAUAUUCGAACUAUGGCGGACAGAUACUCCUUCUCCCUCACGACCUUCUCGCCCACCGGGAAGCUCGUUCAAAUAGAAUAUGCCUUAAACGCAGUCAACCAAGGUGUAACAGCACUGGGAAUCAAAGCAACAAAUGGCAUUGUCCUCGCGACCGAAAAGAAGUCCUCCUCGCCCCUGAUCGAUCCCCCCUCCCUCUCGAAAGUCAGCCUCAUCACCCCCAACAUCGGCAUGGUCUACUCCGGCAUGGGCCCCGACUACCGCGUGCUUGUCGACAAGGCGCGCAAGGUCUCGCACACGAACUACAAGCGCAUCUACAACGAGUACCCACCGACGCGCAUCCUCGUCCAAGACGUCGCGCGCGUCAUGCAGGAGGCGACCCAGUCGGGUGGCGUGCGGCCAUACGGUGUCAGCUUGCUCGUUGCUGGGUGGGACGAGGGUAUCGAGCCGGAUGUGGAGGCGGAUAAUGUGAGCGGUGGCGCUGGAACCGAAGAGCCAAAGCCAAGCGGCAAGACUGGAGGUAUUCUCAAGGGUGGACCUAUGCUGUACCAGGUCGACCCCAGCGGGAGUUACUACCCAUGGAAGGCCACGGCGAUUGGCAAAAGCGCGACGUCUGCGAAGACGUUCCUUGAGAAGAGGUAUACGGAGGGUUUGGAGCUUGAGGACGCGGUGCACAUCGCGCUGCUAACGCUGAAGGAGACGAUUGAGGGAGAGAUGAACGGAGAGACAGUUGAGAUUGGUAUCAUUGGCCCGCCAGCACACCACCUUAUGGGCGUUGAGGGUGUCGAGGGGGCACAGGGCCCACGCUUCCGCAAGCUCAGCCCUCAGGAGAUCGAGGACUACCUGACGAACUUGUGAGGUGGGUUUGCUGCCAUGGCGUCUGGGGAUGGAGGAGCAGGGGUGGGGUGGACUUUGAAUUGGUGACAUUGGUGCACAAUACAAAUGUAUCAUAGAAAUAUCACGAGAGAGCGAGCGAAAUCCACAAAUGAAUUAGACCUGGCUGUUUGGGGGGUUGCUUGACCAGUGGUGUACGGUGUGUAGGAUGCUGUGUGCUUUGAAAUGCGUGUUGGGGCAACAGCAUUCUGCUUAUUCCCCUACUGGUUCAGCUCAUCUUGGUCUUCCGACUGAGAUGCAUCCCAUCUGCUUUACCUCACGAUGCUCUCUUUUUCCUUUUUAGAAUGCGUAUUCUUCAUUAUUCUUUAUCUAGAGACAGCAUGAGAUCAUCGGGCUACUCCAUAGCACUGAGGAAAUUGGCCCAUCCCCACGUUGGUUUUGGCAUUUGCUAACUGUUGUCAUUACAAUCUGUCACCGGCCUGGACUCUCUGUUGUCGCCGUCAUGUUCUGUUGCCGAGCUUCUUUCUCACCACCACAGACUCCUAUUGUCACCGCGUCCACCCCCCGACAGCUAUUAAUGAUAACGCUGCAGCACUAUGCCGCUAUUUUGGAUAAAAUCUGCGUCCUUCCCAUUAUUGAUUGUUGCAUUGUUUUCUAUUUUGUAGGGAUGGAUGCUUUGCUGGUUCGUGGUAUUAUAUUUAUAGUGUGAGGCGGGAUAGAGGCACAUGCUGCGAGGAAACCCG